This is a messenger RNA of Hemibagrus wyckioides, 3587 nucleotides long. RefSeq names its product dihydropyrimidinase like 2a (gene dpysl2a). The transcript is spliced from 15 exons. Gene Ontology annotation, cellular component: cytoplasm; cytosol. Lineage: Eukaryota; Metazoa; Chordata; Actinopteri; Siluriformes; Bagridae. The record is from RefSeq and is a predicted model, not a curated record. Gene Ontology annotation, molecular function: hydrolase activity, acting on carbon-nitrogen (but not peptide) bonds, in cyclic amides. The coding region runs from base 212 to 1933 and encodes 573 amino acids.
ACAGCAGGGCGGGGCGGGGCGCAUGCGCAGUGCAAUUCACAGCGCAAAUCUCCCCUUAUCGGCGAUAGCCAGAAGUGUCUCAGCGCAACGUCGGGGAAAAAGCUGUCAUUUAAAACGGAGACGGCGGGUGUCGUCCAAUCGCAGGGCGUCGACUUGAGCAUCAUUCUAACGGUUUGUGGUGAACAAUACACAGUCCGCAAUCACCAUCGAAAUGUCCGGAUACCAGGGCAAAAAGAACAUCCCUCGCAUUACUAGUGAUCGUCUCCUUAUCAAAGGGGCGAAGAUUGUGAACGAUGAUCAGUCCUUCCAUUCUGACAUCUAUAUGGAGGAUGGCGUUAUUAAGCAAAUUGGGGAAAACCUCAUUGUUCCAGGUGGGGUAAAGACCAUUGAUGCCCAUGGUAGGAUGCUGAUCCCUGGUGGAAUUGAUGUGCACACCCGCUUCCAGAUGCCUAGUCGGGGCAUGACAGCUGCAGAUGACUUCUACCAGGGCUCUCGGGCUGCUCUUGCUGGGGGCACCACUAUGAUCAUUGACCAUGUGGUACCAGAGCCAGGUGUUAGCCUUAUAGCUGCUUUUAAUCAGUGGAGGGAAUGGGCAGACAGCAAGUCCUGCUGUGAUUACUCACUCCAUGUGGACCUCACUGAGUGGCACAAGGGCAUGCAGGAGGAAAUGGAGACCCUGGUGAAGGACCAUGGUGUCAACUCUUUCCUGGUCUAUUUGGCCUAUAAGGAUGUUUUUCAGCUUAAUGAUUCCCAGAUGUAUGAGGUUUUCAGUGUGAUCAGAGACCUGGGAGCCAUCGCUCAAGUGCAUGCUGAGAAUGGGGAUAUCAUUGCUGAGGAGCAGAAAAGAAUACUGGAGUUAGGCAUCACUGGCCCAGAGGGUCAUGUUCUCAGUCGUCCAGAAGAGGUGGAAGCUGAGGCAGUCAAUCGUGCAGUAACGGUGGCCAAUCAGACCAAUUGUCCCCUGUACAUCACCAAGGUGAUGAGCAAGAGUGCUGCUGAUGUAAUUGCUCAGGCCAGGAAAAAAGGUACUGUAGUGUAUGGGGAGCCUAUCUCUGCUAGUCUUGGCACGGAUGGCACUCACUACUGGAGCAAGAACUGGGCUAAGGCUGCUGCUUAUGUGACAUCUCCACCCUUGAGCCCGGACCCCACCACCCCUGACUAUCUUAACUCUCUACUUUCCUGUGGUGAUCUGCAGGUAACUGGCAGUGCUCACUGUACCUUUAACACCUCUCAGCGUGCUGUGGGCAAAGACAACUUCACCCUUAUCCCAGAGGGCACCAAUGGCACUGAGGAGAGAAUGUCUAUCAUCUGGGACAAGUGUGUGGUGACUGGUAAGAUGGAUGAGAAUCAGUUUGUGGCUGUGACCAGCACCAAUGCAGCCAAGAUUUUUAACCUGUACCCACGUAAGGGACGCAUCGCUGUGGGCUCUGAUGCUGACUUGGUGCUAUGGGACCCCGAUGUCACUAAGAUCAUCUCUGCCAAGAGCCACAACCUGGCAGUUGAAUAUAAUGUCUUCGAGGGUGUGGAGGUGCGUGGUGCUCCCUUAGUGGUGAUCAGCCAGGGUAAGAUUGUUCUGGAAGAUGGAAACCUCCACACUACUGAGGGAUCAGGACGUUAUAUAACCCGCAAAACCUUCCCCGACUAUGUUUACAAGAGGAUAAAGGCUCGCAGCAGGCUUGCCGAGCUGCGAGGCGUCCCGCGUGGACUUUAUGAUGGUCCAGUGUGUGAGGUCACGGUGACACCUAAAAUAAUGACCCCUGUGACUUCUAACAAGACCUCACCAACCAAGCCCACCCCUCAACCCAUUCGCAAUCUGCAUCAGUCUGGAUUCAGUCUGUCCGGAGCUCAAAUUGAUGACAACGUUCCUCGCCGUACCACUCAGCGUAUCGUAGCUCCCCCUGGUGGCAGGGCAAACAUCACCAGCCUGGGUUAAAGAGCACACUUCCCCAGUUCUGAAAGAAAGGGGUGGCAGGGAACUAAGGUCCCUUUCUCUGGUUAUUACUCCUACCAAUGAGAUCCAUACCAGGCCCCUACAGUACAAUGUCAGUAUGACAACAUCCUCAAAUUUAUCAUCAGUAUUUUACUAAAAAAACAAAAAACACGGUCAAGGAAUUAUUGUGUAUUUUCCAACAUUAUAUUUAAACUUCUAUUUGUUUUUUCCUUGUAGGAAGAGUAAUGUGAAUCUAAAGUAUACUUGUAUUAUUUUAUUGUUACACAUAAGUCAUGUAGAUGAGAACAAUUCUUUAAAAUUCUUUAGUCAUUUUUGUUGAUUUAGCACAUAUUGCUAACACAUUGGUCUAGCCUUUUGAAUAUUUUCUCAUUUUUAAGGAACAUGGGUAAUUAGGUGUGUUCUGGUGUCAUAUUGUUUAAUUUUCAUAUUUGUGGGUUUUAUUUCUGCUAGCAUUCUUCAGUUUGUUUUUAUGCACUUUCAUGGCAUUAUUUAAAAACAGUAAUGUAAUUCAUGCCUUUUGGUCUUCAAGGUCAUUUAUUCAUUUAUUCAGUUAUUCAGAUUUAGGGCUAGACCAUUUUUGUCCUCUGAAUAGUGGGUGUUUCACUAGACACAUACAAAAAAGAACAGUGCUUGGCUGAAUACAAGAAAACAAUCCCUUUGUAUCACUUUUCUCUCUUUUAAAUUCCCCCAUCUCUACCUGUCCAUGAGUAAGGUAUCCUGGCAACACUCUUUUAACCCUUCAAAUAACGGUUUAUUGGUUAUGACAGGCAUGUUAUAGUGCUAUUUAAUUGGCACUGCUAUUGUAGAAUGAGCCAGGCUGCUUGUCCAGCAAUGGCAGAGUUUGUAACACUUACCCACGAGUAGUCACCAAGCUCCCCCUUUCCUUUACAGCUCUUUAUCCUUCUGAUCUUCACUGUAUGGUCAUUUUGUGGUUUCUUAGUGACCAUAGUGAUUGCAUAUCAUCUGGCAUGUGUAGAAUUGAUCCUGUGGAGAUAUGGUGUUGAUUCAGUUUUUACCCGUUAAAAUUACUUUUAAUUCCUGUUUUUGUUAGUGUCAUACUCACCUGCCUGCUUGUUUAUUAGAUGGUUCUUGACUGUCUGUGAUUAUUGUUAUAAAGACCUAAGAAUUUCUGAUGAAAAAAAUGUGUACAGAGUUUGUCCCUCUGCUUCAUUCCAUCCAUUGUAUGAAAUGUUACUGGUUAAAGGCCAACUAAUCCAAAAAUGUGAUACUGAGCAGAUUCCUUCCUCUGUGGUAGCAUUAAAAGUCUAAACAGACCUCUGUCAAUACUUACUAUACUUAAAAUAUGUCUGUAUAGCAUUACUCCUCACUUGCUGAUGUUUACAGUCCUCUUCUAGUGAUGGGAAUGUAAAACUGUGGUGGAAGAUGAACAAGUGGUGCCAGUACCAGUACCAUACAAGUACAAUAUUUUAUGCUUUAAAGCAUCUAAAUUUCCAAUAGUUGUGAUGUGUGGAUUGCAGAGGAGAAAGACUAUUUAGUGUCUUUGUUAUUUUAAUUUUUAUGACUUGUUACCCUUUGUCAUGCAUUGUUGAAGGUAAAAAAUGUUGACAGUGUAUGUUUUAUAGGCAACUGGGAUCUGCAAAAGUUUUCUUUCUCAUUUAGAAAGCUUUGCCUUCCA